This is a messenger RNA of Arabis nemorensis, 1029 nucleotides long. NCBI's taxonomy places the organism in Eukaryota, Viridiplantae, Streptophyta, Magnoliopsida, Brassicales, Brassicaceae. The record is from the annotation of a GenBank genome assembly.
AUGUUUGAAGAGAAGAAGAACUUGUUCAUGGAUUUUGGGUGUUUUCCUCGUGAUUUCAGAAACCAAGCUUCAUAUAACGAUCUGGGUUUCGGAGCGUUUCCUCUUCCGACUUCUUCCUCCGAUGGAUUUCGCUUUUCCGGUGACCGCACAUCCCCCAUGACGCCGAUCAUGAACGACAACGACCAGUUUCUUAGGAACCUUCUAAAUCUGAAUACUACUAAGGCUUGUAGUGAUCUGGGUUUGUGUCAAAAUCUCAGUAAAAUGGCUAUUUCCGAUGAAGAAGACGACGGAAGGAGUACUAUCUUCACCGGAUCCCAUCCGUUUCUCGUGUACUCCGGCUCUAGAAAUCUCCAUGGCUUCUCCAGACUCGACCGGGAUCUGAGUCAUCACGAUCCGUUUCUGGAGUUUUCUUCUCGUCGUCAAGGUUCAGUACACAGCUCUUAUGGCGAAGUUUCUGCAGGUGGUUAUGUUGGUGAGUACUUUCACAGGCUCCGAUUGCUUGACUUGCAAGACAUUUCAAACCCUAAUCCCAGAGUUCGUGACAGAGAUUACUUGUUUCAACCUAUGAAUCAACAAAUCCGACCAGAUUCUCGAAUGAACCAUGAGGUUUUAGAGAGUAGAGACAUGAUUUUUCCACCUUUUUCAGCCAUGGGAGGUUCUCGCGAGCUUAGAGCUAAAUGUGUGAAGAAGAAGAGUUUGUUGGAGGAAGAUCAUUUCAAUGAAGAGGAUUUGCCACUAGAUCUUGAGUCCAUGGUUGGAAUCUACGGCUCUGUGUACUUAAUGGCAAAAGAUCAAAUGGGUUGCAGAUUAUUGCAGAAGUUUGUGGAAAGAGGGGGUUUUCUUGAUUCCAUGAUUAUAUUCGAAGAAGUGAUUAAUCAUGUGAUAGAACUUGGAACGGACCAGUUUGGGAAUUAUUUCCUACAGAAGCUUAUUCAAGUCUGCAAUGAAGAACAAAGAACACAGAUUCUCAUCAUGUUCACCUCAAAACCUGGAUUGCUUGUCACAAUCUCCCUCAACACUUAUGGGUAA